Molecule: messenger RNA, 972 nt
Organism: Mirounga angustirostris (Northern elephant seal)
Lineage: Eukaryota; Metazoa; Chordata; Mammalia; Carnivora; Phocidae
Product: putative gustatory receptor clone PTE01
Exons: 2
Coding region: 58-972 (304 amino acids)
Biological process (GO): G protein-coupled receptor signaling pathway
Cellular component (GO): plasma membrane
Molecular function (GO): olfactory receptor activity; G protein-coupled receptor activity
Source: RefSeq, a predicted model, not a curated record
CUACACUUGUUUUGUUUAUUCAAUGUUCUUUUCUUUUUCAAGAGAUGUCCCACUUGCAUGGAACCACAGAAUCUAGCAGCUGUCUCAGGGUUCCUCCUCCUGGAUGGAGUUCCUCCAGAUGAUCCAGAACUGCAGCCCCUUCUCUUUGGGCUGUUUCUGUCCAUAUAUCUGGUCACUGUGCUCGGGAACCUGCUCAUCAUCCUGGCUGUCAGUUCUAACUACCACCUCCACGCCCCCAUGUACUUCUUCCUCUCCAACCUGUCCUUGGCUGAUAUUGGUUUCAGCACCACUACAAUCCCCAAGAUGCUGGAGAACAUUCAAACACAUGGCAAAUCUAUCACCUAUGCAGGCUGCCUAACUCAGAUGUCCUUUUUUUUCCUAUUUGGGUGUUUGGACAAUCUACUCCUGGCUGUGAUGGCCUAUGACCGGUUUGUGGCCAUUUGUCACCCCCUGAACUACCCAGUCAUCAUGAACCCAUGCCUCUGUGGCUUGUUGGUCCUGGUGUCAUUUUUUAGCAGCCUUUUGGAAUCUCAGAUUCACUGUUUGAUGGUGUCACAACUUACCUUCUGCACAAAUGUGGAAAUUCAUCAUUUCUUUUGUGAUGCACCUCAACUUCUCCACCUUGCCUGCUCUGAUACCUCCAUCAACACUAUGCUGAUGUAUUUUAUUGGUGCCAUUUUUGGUGGUGUUCCACUCUCAGGGAUCCUUUGCUCUUAUACCAGAAUUGUUUCCUCCAUUCUGAGAGUCCCAUCCACAGGUGGGAAGUACAAAGCCUUUUCUACUUGUGGCUCUCACCUGUUGGUUGUUUGCUUGUUUUACAGAACAGGUCUUGGAGUGUACCUCAGUUCCUCCAUCUCCCCCUCCCCCGGGAAGGGUGCAGUGGCCUCAGUGAUGUUGAAUCCCUUCAUCUACAGCCUGAGGAACAGGGACAUCAAGAGGGCACUGUGGGGGAUGAUCAGCAGAACAGCCUAA